Messenger RNA from Emiliania huxleyi CCMP1516, 1295 nucleotides. RefSeq lists its product as hypothetical. Bases 1 to 1131 code for a protein of 376 amino acids. The record is from RefSeq and is a predicted model, not a curated record. The transcript has a single exon. Lineage: Eukaryota; Haptophyta; Isochrysidales; Noelaerhabdaceae.
AUGGCGAUGGAAGCCGGCAUGCUGCACCCCAAAGGUCCCAACCUGGUGCCCACGGCGAACGCCGUUGUCGGCGCGUGCUGGGAGGGCACCAAAUGGACUUGUGCGAGGUCAUCACUGAUGGCGAACCCUAUCGACAAUAUCCAUGUCGACUGGCCGUACCGUCUUGUGGGGGCUCCUGUCGACGUAUGGCUGUGGUGGGCGCCGCACCACAGAAAUUGGGAGGAGUGGCGCUACCUCCCAGUGCUGAUGACCAUCGCCUCGGCGUUGUCACGACGGAACUACUCCGUCGCGUACACGGACGCAUCGCGAACACGGGACGACAUCGUCGCCGAGGUCGUUAGGCACGGCAGCCCGGUUGUCGUGCUCUUCGGCUAUUGGAACGCAGUGCCGGGGACGCGCGAGAUUGUCUCGCGUGUCGUCGCCAAGGGCGCCCACCUCGUGCUCUACAAUAGUGAGCCACUGGGAGUGCUCUACAACAGGCAACCACUCGCUCACAACAAACACAUUCUCGCAACAAAAGAGCUGUACAACGCCUCGGAGCUCUGGGAUUACUCGCUGGCGAACCUGGAGUGGCUCCGGCCGCACGUUCAGCUGACGCUGCGACACGUCCCUCCCAGCUACGUCCCCGAUUUUGACCUCGGCGUGCAGGCGACCAGGCGAGGCGUGGGGGUCGUGGGCACCCGGCCGCCACCUAAAACGUACGCCCAAAACACCGCGCUGCUCUGGCACAACGUGACACAGGCGGAGCUGCAGACGUGGGCCGACAUGCGACAAUUUCUCACGACGCACCCGCUCCAGCUCGUCUUUCAUCGCGUGCCACAAGGCAACCUAUGCCCCUUCGAAGCGUUUCGCGGCGCUGUGCUCGCCUCAAACCGCGCUUGUAUCGUCGCCCAGGACUCGCACCCACUCGACCAGCAUUACUGGGCCGGCAUCGUCCACUUUGCGCCCACGCCUGCUGACCUCCCGCGUAUUGUCAACCGCUUCAUGAGCGACCCGGCGCUCCUCGCCGACUGCCAGGCGCUGACCUACAACGCCUUCGUCACGAACCACACGGCUACGGCCGCCCUGGAACAGGCCGGCGUCUUGAACCUCCUUACGCGACGAAUCCAGAAAUACCGCCCGCCGAAGUAAGGCCGAGACUCAUGUACGGAGCAUACGGGCUUUGGAGACUACGGGGCAUACCGGCUUUAGAGAGUCGAGAGCAUAUGAGAGCGGUGCGGUGCGGUGGGGCGAGCGCACCAGACAGAGGGACGUCCAGAGCCUUUUUGGGCAAGUUAAUUGAUUCCAUGCCUCAU